Messenger RNA from Neoarius graeffei (lesser salmon catfish), 1306 nucleotides. It is a transcript of the gene tafazzin, whose product is annotated as tafazzin, phospholipid-lysophospholipid transacylase. The transcript is spliced from 10 exons. Gene Ontology annotation, biological process: inner mitochondrial membrane organization; cardiolipin acyl-chain remodeling. Gene Ontology annotation, cellular component: mitochondrial membrane. NCBI's taxonomy places the organism in Eukaryota, Metazoa, Chordata, Actinopteri, Siluriformes, Ariidae. Gene Ontology annotation, molecular function: 1-acylglycerophosphocholine O-acyltransferase activity. The coding region runs from base 104 to 985 and encodes 293 amino acids. The record is from RefSeq and is a predicted model, not a curated record.
UGUGUGGGUCUCUUUGCCUGACCCACCAGCCACCGAGACAGAGAAGUGUGUACAGGUGCUGUGCUGCACUCCUCCUCCUCUCCUCCUCUCCUCUCCUCUCCUCAUGCCCCUGCAGGUGACAUGGCCCUUCCCACAGUGCCCCCGUCUGGGCUGGAGGAUUUCCAGCUCGUUUGUGAUGGGCGUGGUGGGAUCAUACAGCUACCUCUGGACCAGUGAGUUCCUCUUCCUCCACUCCCUCCUCUCCACGUUCACUCUGACUGACUGGCUGCUGUUCUUCUUAAAUCACAUGACCUUCUGCUCCUCAGAGUAUAUGAACUGUUUAUCAGUGCACAACCAGGACGUUCUGCUGGAUCUGGUGGAUGAACGGCCUCGGGACACGCCCCUCAUCACUGUGUCCAAUCAUCAGUCUUGCAUGGAUGACCCACAUAUCUGGGGGGUGUUGAAAUUUCAGCAGCUGUGGAACUGGAAGAAAAUGAGAUGGACCCCGGCAGCGUCUGAUAUUUGCUUCACGAGGGAAUUCCACUCUCGUUUUUUCAGCAGAGGGAAGUGUGUACCUGUGGUUCGAGGUGAUGGAGUGUACCAGAGAGGAAUGGACUUCCUGGUAGAGAAACUCAAUCAGGGCGACUGGGUGCACAUAUUUCCAGAAGGGAAGGUGAACAUGACGGAGGAGUUUAUCAGGUUAAAAUGGGGAAUCGGGCGUUUAAUCGCUGAAUGUUCACUUCAUCCUGUUAUCUUACCGCUGUGGCACGUCGGUCUGAAUGAUGUUCUUCCUAAUAAAACGCCAUACAUUCCUCGAGCAGGAAAGAGAGUAACUGUGUUAGUUGGAAAACCUUUUACAGUGAAGCACAUAGUAGAAGCUCUGAGAGCGGAAAAUAAAUGUCCGGUGGAGAUGAGGAAAGCGCUGACGGACUUCAUCCAGACUGAGUUCCACACUUUAAAAUCACAGGCUGAAGCUCUUCAUCAGAGGAUUCAGACCAGUCGGUGAUCCACACACAGCUGGAGAACCUGCAGGAUUACACUGGGGACACACACAGAUCAGACUGAAGUGCAGUGAGACUGGACGAGGUGAAAUGUGUGUGUAAACGGACCUUCAGAGAUGUUCCCAGUGCUCGUCUGAUGAACCUCAUGGACACAGUAACGUUCUCCGCUGAUGUGAAAUACGAACCUCAUGAUCCUGUCCAUGAGAGAACAUUUUUUAUACCAGUUUUAGAUUUUUAAAGCAGUGGUUACGUGCGCAGUACCGACUGUCUCUCAAACACCGACUGUCACUUCUACAUAGUUUAUUAAAUUAAUUUCUAACCUCUGA